Dermacentor albipictus is the source of this 775-nucleotide messenger RNA. Lineage: Eukaryota; Metazoa; Arthropoda; Arachnida; Ixodida; Ixodidae. The record is from RefSeq and is a predicted model, not a curated record.
AAGAGUCCGCCCUGAUGAAGACAAAAAAACGGCCUUUCCGUCAGCAAGCAACUCCGGACUGCUCCUUCUACUUACUGACCCAAGGUUUUACGUACUCGUGUUCCAAAAUACGGUGAUGAAUUACUCAGCAAUUACAUUUAGAACGAUAAUAGUAGACUACGCAAGGGACAAGGGUGUGCCCUUGGCUCAUGCCGAGUUGGUGGGAACAUACUGCGCGGCCUCCGACCUGCUUGUAGGCCACAUUGCGCUGCCAUACCUAUCCGACCGCGGAUUUGUGAACCGAACCUUGCUUGCGUCGAUAACGUUUGCCCUUCUUUCGGCAGCAAUGUUUGCCGUAAGCGUUUCUCGAGGUCUAGUAUCUUUCAUCGGCUUAUUUGCAGUAAUGUCCCUAUUCAUGGCGGCGACAUCGUCAUUCUCGCCAUUGUUGAUCACCGGUUAUGUUGGUCCUUGCCGGGUUCCCCUAAUCUGGGGUGCCUCAGGACUUGUGACAGGUCCUCUUCUCUUGGCGACACCCGUAAUAACUGGUAAGAGGGCCGCCGACAUUGCGGGCUCCCACCCUCUACUAAUCGGGGGAGACUUUAACGCCCAGGUCGGAGCGUGGGGCUACACCUACACUAGUACCAAAGGCUAUUUCAGGGACACCAUGGGCUCGUACGACAACCUCGUGCGCCUUAUUGCAGGGUUGGCUGCCAUCUCCGCAAUACUGAUUCUGCUCUUUAAAAUAACAGAAAAAAGGUGCCGGACUUCUUCAAGCUUCCAAUAAAUGUGAAGUCGU